UCUUACAGUUUCAGUUAACGUUUUUCACUGAGCGCGUCAACAACAGCAGCAAAAAAAAAUAAGAAAAAAAAAUUACACGAAACACGUCGGCGCUAAACCCGUGUCCACAGAUCGGAAAUAAAACAAUCAAUACGACAAUACUAACAAUCUUAUCUGAACAACAUAAAUAACAAUAAAUGACAAGUGCAAACACGCGGGCAACGCCGAGGGGCUGAACCUGAAAAAGCAGCCGAGAAAUCAGUUGAUAUCACUGAUCAGUUGAUAGCAAGAUCGUAAAACUGGCAUAUGGAGACCGGCUUUUCUGUCUCUUAUCAGUAGCUGAUGCUCAACGCUCUCGCUCGCUCUCUUUCUUUCUCUGCCUUGUCAUUCUGGAACAUUGUCUUCUUAUCUUAAAGAAAUAUUCGAAUUCUCGACUGUAACUUAACGAUCGCCUGGGCAGACGUAUUCAGAGCGCGAAGUCUGUCAGUUGUUGUCAUCGGAAGCGAAUUGAAUUGAAUUCAAUACACAUCUUCAUACUUGUACUCGUACACUCGUUGUCAAACUCCCCCCAUACCGCUCACCUACACCUGUAUACCUUAUUAAUAUCAAGUAAAUAUUUGGACAGAGUUUGCAGCAAUUGCAGCAGAGGAAGCAACAGCAGUCGGCAACUGUUUAAAAGUUGAGAUACCGAUAUGGUUCAUCAGUAUUCGGCGUGGAAGGUGCUAACUCGUCGCAAACGUCUAACAGCCGAUGGCAGCGAGGGAGAAACAAAACUGAAUCGUGUCCUGGGCCUAUGGGAUCUCACAGCAUUGGGCGUGGGCUCCACUUUGGGCGCCGGCGUCUAUGUUCUGGCCGGCCAAAUAGCCAAGGAGCAAGCGGGUCCAUCGGUAAUGAUAUCCUUUGCCAUCGCAGCCCUCGCCUCCCUACUCGCGGGCAUUUGCUAUGCGGAAUUCGGAGCUCGAGUGCCCAAGGCUGGAUCUGCGUAUGUCUACAGCUAUGUGUGCAUUGGGGAGUUUGUGGCCUUUGUUAUUGGCUGGAAUCUGAUAUUGGAGUAUGUCAUAGGUACGGCCAGCGUUUGUCGUGGUAUUAGCCUUUAUUUGGACACGCUGCUCAAUGAUACCCUGAAGGAAACAUUUGCUGCGGUGGCGCCCAUGAAUGUCAGCUUUAUGGGCAGUUACUUUGAUUUCCUCGCCUUCGGUUUGGUUGUAGUUUUCGGCGUGGCUUUGGCCUUUGGCGUGGAGACCUCUGCGAUGGCCAAUAACUUUGUCACGUGCGUUAAUAUUUUCAUCCUGGGCUUUGUCAUAAUUGCGGGAGCUGUGAAGGCCGAUUUCAGCAACUGGACUGUGGAUGCGGCUACAACAAAUGCUACUAGUGUAGGCAAUGGUGGCUUCUUUCCAUUUGGCUUUGAGGGCACUCUGCAGGGAGCCGCCACUUGCUUCUUUGGCUUUGUGGGCUUUGAUUGCAUUGCCACCACUGGAGAGGAGGUGCGUCAGCCUCGCAAGAAUAUACCACGCUCCAUUCUGCUCUCACUACUCAUCAUUUUCCUCUGCUACUUUGGAGUGUCCACUGUGCUGACCCUGAUGUUACCCUAUUAUGUGCAGGAUGUGAAUGCUCCGCUUCCCUAUGCCUUCGAGUAUGUCGGCUGGCCGGUGGCCAUGUGGAUUGUGACCAUUGGUGGUUUGGUGGGUCUCUUGGCCAGUCUCUUUGGUGCACUGUUUCCACUGCCGCGCGUCAUGUACUCCAUGGCUCAGGACGGUCUUCUGUUUCGCUUUCUGGGCAAGAUCAGUCCGCGCUAUCAGGUGCCUGUGACGGGCUCCAUUGUGGCUGCCCUCUUUACAGCUCUCUUUGCGGGUCUAUUCGAUCUGGCCCAGUUGGUUAGCCUGCUGUCCAUUGGCACGCUUUUGGCCUAUAGUGUUGUAGCCAUAUCCAUCACAAUUUUGCGCUAUAUGGAGUACAGCGAGUCGGAGGAGCAAACACCGCAGGGCAUCUCGGAAACUUCUUCACUGACAUCGAGAAGUGAACGCUUCACUUGGAGUUCACUUUGCACUCAACUCUUUAAUGUGCAUCGCGCUCCGGAACCGAACCAAAUUUCAACAAGGAUUGUGGGCGUGCUGACGACCUUGUUCUGUUUGCUCUCUCUGGGACUUGGCGUGCUCCUCAUGCAAGGAUAUUCGGCCAUCAGCUCAGGCAAGGCUUGGGCCUUGACUUUGCUCAUUCUCCUCUUGGUGCUGAUUGCUGUGGUGCUAUUGCUCACCUGUUUACAGCCACGAGAGCCACGGAGUCGGCUCUUUAGGGUGCCCUUUGUGCCUGUGGUGCCUGCCAUUAGCAUCUUUAUAAACAUUUAUCUCAUGCUACAGCUGGACAGCUGGACUUGGAUACGUUUCGGUGUCUGGAUGAUUGUGGGUAUACCCAUAUUUAUUGCAUGCUGGUGUCUCUAUGACAUCAAAAAUCUCAAGAAACGCAAUCCAGAACGCAUUGAUUUCUACAAGGCCUUAAAAGUGCCCAAAGAUGCAGAUUUUGUUGGGGUUAAUAGUAACGGAAUCCACUCCAAGCUAAGCACAAUGACGAAUGAAACGCAGCUUGUGGGAAAUUCGAGUAGCCUGGAUCAAAUACAGAACUUAAGUGAGGUUUAUGACGACUUAAGAGAAAAGAAACAUGCAAACGGCAAAAUCUUUUAUGUGGAGGAUACAAAGAGCGAACAUUCUAGGACCACGUUGGCCGCCAACGAUGCUGAGGCUUGUGAGGAUGAACACUCGGUUAUCGCGAUGCUGGACGAUGUUCUCGAUGCGGAGGAUUCACAACAACAGCAGCUAGAACAACAUCAGAUCUUUUCUCGUAACUUUAGCAUUGAUUCCGAAUUGCUACCCAGUGUAAUAGAAACCACAAUAUUUGCCACUGUUCAUAAUAGCAGCAGCGAUGAUGAUGAAGUGUCCAGUCAGCGAUCCUUAGAGCUAUACAGGCUGGAGGAUUGCAGGAAAGCUGCUAAUGAAAUGCUUCAGGAGAUGUUCGAUAGUGUUGCAUUCUACGAACAACUGCAGGCAGCCAGGACAAGACAAUCUUUAGUCAAAGAGGAAUCCUCAGUUAAAGAGGAAACAACAGAGUCCACUUCACCUCAACUCAGACCUCAACUAAAGCGUGUUCCUUCGGUUGUCUCGACAGCAUCGCAGGCUUCUUUCACCUCUGUGGUCGAUGAUCCCUUGCAUUCGGAAAAGUUUAAGGAUCGACUGAGCCACCUCAUUAUGAAUCCCAAUGCGCACAAGUCCAAGAAAAGCGAAGAGCCAGCGAAUCCGGCUGAGACAACCAAAGAGAAACCCACAAGGCCGCAGCUGAAGCAAUCGAAAAGUGAAACUGAUGUCCGACUGCUGUUGCUGAAGGCCAUUCGAGAGCUGAAAGCGGACAGUGAUGAUGAGUCUGUAGCUGAUGGCAACGGUAAUGAUAAUGGUGAUAAGGCUGCAACAGUAACUACAUCGCCUAGAGCUACCAACCAUAUACCGCGCCCACCCAAAUUCGAUCCGGUUUUGUACAAGACCAUAAACAGCAUUAGUUUGCACAAACAGCGACCUAGUUUGAGCCGAGAGCUCAACGUGGAUGCCAAGAACAUGAAGGUAGUUGCAGCAGCUCAGCAUCUAGUUGACUCCCCCACAUCCGAACCGGAGCCAUCAACAAAAAUAGCAACAGCAACAACAGCAAUUGCAGAGCCGGAGCCGGAGACGGAGCCAGAGCCGGUGCUAUUCAAAGCGAAAUUGGAGGCCAUAUUGCAACGGGGUCCCUCGCAUCGCCUGCAGCAGCGUCCGGCAGCGGGAACGGGAACGGGAACGAGAACGGGAACGGGAACGGAUGUGGGGAUGCGCCGUCGGCCGCAAUCUACGUACAUUGAGGAAACAGCAAUUGAAUGAGCCCAAAACCAAAGAGGGUGCAAUUUUGUAGCAUACUGUAAAACUACACUACACACUCCACUAAUGUAAUCUAAUGCUAAGUAGUUGUAGUUGUAGCUGUAGUUGUAGAGCUGUUAGCUAGUUAAAUGGAAGCAAUACUAGAUGAUAAGUGCCGAAGGCUGCAGCGCAACGGGAAAUGCGUGAAAUUCAAUUGCAAAUUUCUCGAAUUUGUGAAAAUUUGGAAAAUUCCGUUAGCUGUGCUGGUAGCACGCUGCCAAUUAUGGGAUGUGUAAGUGGCACGCGAAAUCUGUUGAGUGGCAGUUAGCGAUAGCAGCAAGAAGCUAAUGAAAAGCUACGGGUUAUGUCUUUAAUCGGAUAGAAUUGUAAAAAAUGUUCGAGAUUAUGAUAUUGUUGCUUUAGAAGAUUUCUUGGAACAUUAAAGCAUUAGUAUUAUAAGCUUAUAAGAAACAUUCAUCACUAAAAAUGUGAUAUAAAACAAAGAAUAAAAGCAGAAUACAUUCAAUAAUAUGAAUUAAACAAAGUUUAUUUAAUGUUACUAAUUUCCAGUUCAAUCAAGUGAGCUUACUUAUAAGAUGAACCCUGCCAUCUCUUAAUCUGUAAAUUACUAAUUAUAAUAUUUACUACACUUUAAUUAUAUUAACUAUGUAAUUGUCGAGUUAGUCGAUAAUAACUACUUAAUUCAACAAGAUGAAGUUGCUCAAUUGCAUGUGCAUGAAGUAAAAGUAUUGUUAAGUUAAUCGAGUUCGUUAAAUUAAUGAAAUGAGUUCACUUUCCAAUUCUCUUAGGUCUUUCCAUAUACUUAUUCUAUGGACUGCCCAAUAGCUAUAGAGAAAUGAGAAGACAACGCUCCGGCUGGCAGAAGCUCAAAUAUAGUGGAGAUCUUUAAAGAACAACAAACAAACAAGGGGAACUGAAUGAAAUAGAUGAGAAUAUAACACAAUCAAAACUUGAUAAUUACUUAGAUGUAUGUCCUAAGCCAAUUUGAUAAAUGUGAACAAUUUGUUGUUAUAAAUAAAAAUCUAGUUGUAAUUAAUAAAA
This is a messenger RNA of Drosophila innubila, 4913 nucleotides long. RefSeq names its product cationic amino acid transporter 2. Gene Ontology annotation, molecular function: amino acid transmembrane transporter activity. Lineage: Eukaryota; Metazoa; Arthropoda; Insecta; Diptera; Drosophilidae. The transcript has 8 exons. The coding region runs from base 672 to 3875 and encodes 1067 amino acids. The record is from RefSeq and is a predicted model, not a curated record. Gene Ontology annotation, biological process: amino acid transport; transmembrane transport. Gene Ontology annotation, cellular component: plasma membrane.